Gaeumannomyces tritici R3-111a-1 is the source of this 1200-nucleotide messenger RNA. RefSeq lists its product as hypothetical. Lineage: Eukaryota; Fungi; Ascomycota; Sordariomycetes; Magnaporthales; Magnaporthaceae. Gene Ontology annotation, biological process: biosynthetic process. Bases 194 to 1081 code for a protein of 295 amino acids. The record is from RefSeq and is a predicted model, not a curated record. The transcript has a single exon.
GCUGGCACCGCCGUGAUAGCAAAUUUGGUCUCUGAUUCAUCCAUUGGCCACACGACCGCCACUGCGCGACGAUAACGAGUUGCAUGAGACUCUACACCCGCAUGCCAAUCUUGCAACAUAUCCACAACCACGAAGACAAGACCAUAAUAACAAAAACGAGAACAAGAACAACGAGAACAACAACGACAGCGCCAUGUGGCAUACCAACCCGGACCUCAUCGAGGAUCCGGACCAGUCCACCCCCGAGGCGUCACGCACGCCGCUGGUGCUCGUCCACGACGGGGGCGGCACCACCUUCAGCUACCACUGCAUGCACCCGCCUCUCGGCCGCCCCAUCUGGGCCGUCGCGAACCCGCGCUUCCACACGGGCGAGCCCUGGGCCGGCGGCCUGCCCGAGAUGGCCCGCCACUACGUCACGCUGCUGCGCAACGCCGUCGGCAGGGGGCCCAUCAUCCUGGGCGGCUGGUCGCUCGGCGGCCUGCUCUCGCUCGAGAUGGCCCGCCUGCUGGCCGGCGACCGGUGGCUGCGCGUCGUCGGCCUCGUCAUGAUCGACAGCGUGUGUCCCCUGGCCCUGCGCGCGGCGCCGGCAGGACAGCAGCAACAGGCCGACGGGGACGGGUUCAAGGCGGCCGCGUCCCCGGCGCAGAUAGCCGUGGCCACGGAGCACGCCUUUAGCAGCAUGACCAAGCCCGACACGAAAGAAAAGGUCAGAAGGUGCUUCGCCGAGUCGUCGGCCAUGGUCAACACGUGGACGCUGCCGCGGUGGAGUGACGACGAAACGUCGAGGCCGGGGGUGCCGAGCGGGGCCACAACCGCCGCCGACGCGGGCUCACCGCUGCUGCCGCCCCCGGCCAUCCUCCUCCGGGCGCAGGAGUCUGUCCCCGUCGAGGAGGAGAAGGUCGCGCGCGUGGAUGUCGCGCGGGAUGACCACAGGCUGGGCUGGGACGAGUACCGACCGGGCCUGUUCCGCCAUGUCGUCGACAUUCCCGGCCACCACUACAACAUCUUUGCCGAGGCAAACGUCGGCGCAGUCAGGGCCGCGCUGAUCGACGCAUGCGAGAGUCUGGAAGGAUUCGCCUAGACCAAUAGAGCUCGUUUGUUUGUUUUGAGAUAGACUAUAGGAAACUUGGCCAUGCUAUAACAAGAGCUCAGUAGACCAGAAGCUUCCCGUGAGCGCGAGUCUCUCUCGUUCGUAUCCAG